Messenger RNA from Dentiscutata erythropus, 363 nucleotides. The record is from the annotation of a GenBank genome assembly. NCBI's taxonomy places the organism in Eukaryota, Fungi, Glomeromycota, Glomeromycetes, Diversisporales, Gigasporaceae.
AUGUCUACCUCGAUUUUAAAAACCCAUUAUUGGCGGGGUGCCACCAUUUUAACACCUGGACAGAUUGAAGAAAUUAGACAUCUCAAAAAUAAGGUCCCGGUGUAUAUGAUAGUAAAUGAGUACCAUAUUAAUAAAGAUUGUAUUCAUGAUAUAUGGAACGAUUCUGAGCAUUCACAGCAAAAUGGAAACCACUUUUUUAAGGAGCUUAGGAAAGCACAAUCUAUCUCUUCAGAGAAUGGUUCAGAAGUUCAUGCUAAACAACCUUGCGAAGCGUCUGAUGAGUCAACUCCAAAAGAAUCAUCUGAGGUUGUGGGGAACUCUUUGGGACCAUCACCUGCUGAUAUGAAUGUGCAAGAAAAGUAA